Molecule: messenger RNA, 1383 nt
Organism: Punica granatum (pomegranate)
Lineage: Eukaryota; Viridiplantae; Streptophyta; Magnoliopsida; Myrtales; Lythraceae
Source: RefSeq, a predicted model, not a curated record
GCCCAGGCCCAGAACGAUACUCUCAGAAAAGCCCAAUUCGUUUUUGGAGGAUUCCUCCUCUUCUCCCUCCUCAAGCAGCCAUCAACGGCACAGCGGCCGGCUUCUCUGCUUUCUCUUCUUCCUCACGACGCUGCAGCAGCAGCAGCCACUCCUCUGCGUGCGGCCGAGUUCGACAGCGCGGGCUUACUCCUCUCCUUCCGGCGACGUCGGCAAAGAGAGAAGGACAAAGAAGACGGGGAGACUGCUCGUUGUUGGAAUAACAUGCCGGCUAUUGUGGAGGGCGCCACUAUAUCAGAAGCUGGCAGAGUCCUGAAGAAAAGGAAAAUGGGAAACAAGUCUCGCAAAGCAAAGAAGAAAGUAAAAGUGUUUCAGGGUUCUGGAGAAAAGGUUAAGAUUGACAGGAAGACGAAAAAGCUAUUCCGGAAGAGGGCAAGAGAAUAUAAUUCAGAUGAUGAUGAUGAUGCUGGUAAAUCUGCCCUGGAUAAGAACCGCAAUGCUGCCCCCGUCUUUGAUGACAGAAGAAAUUCAGAAGCGGAUGAAUUGAAUGAGGAACCUCAGGUAUCAGACGACGAGGAUGAGGAUGAAGAUAACGAAGUUCUACCUGCCAUUACAAAGUUCGCAGAAGGGUGCAGAGCAUUUAGGGCGGCAUUCAAGAGUAUUAUAAAGAAAAGUGCUUCAGAUGACGUUCUUGGUCCGAUAUUGUCGGGGCAGAAGAAGCUUGUUGCUCAAAAACUCGCUGAAGAGGAAUCUGAAAAGAAGCUUAAGGGUGAAGUGAAGAAGGAGAAGCACUUGGUGGCAGAAAAGGGGCAUGUGAAACCUGCUAAUUAUUUGGAUGCACAUGAAAAGUUUCUCAUUGGUGUUGCUACCAAAGGAGUGGUCAAGUUAUUUAAUGCGGUUAACAAGGCCCAAAACGCACAGAAAGGAUUGAACCCUUCAUCAUCGAAAGAUGCAAAAGCGAUAAAGAAGAGGAGGAAAGAAGCAUUCUUUACUGCGCUAGGCAAACCAUCUGCCUCAAUGACUGGAAGUUCAGCGAAGGUCAAUGCACUGACUGAUGGUGUGGGAAGUGAACCUCCUUCGUGGGCUCCACUACGUGAUAAUUACAUGCUUACGAAUUCUAAGCUCAAGGACUGGGAUAAGAUGCAGGAAACACCCAUGGAGGAAGAUGUGGGGAAAAUUUCGGAAGGUAGUAGUUCAGACGACGAUUGAAAUCUUUACCUUCUAGGAUCCUCGCUGACACUACCUGAUGUUAUGUAUUAUGCAUUGCCAGAGAAUUUGUUACGCCCUUUGGUUUAGCUAAUGAAAGUUUUGGUUUUCAUUUUGGUUAUCUUGUGACACACUGGAUCUUUUCUCGGAGAUAUGUUUAUGUCUUAUGUUACUGGGCGA